UCUAAGGGUUAUCGCCUCUGUAAAACCGCUCGCUCUUACCAACUUCUCCAUGGAAGAAUCCAUAAACAAGGGUCUGAAAUCGCUGAAAUUGAACGACAGUGAUGCAGCCAUUCGAGUAAUCCGUGAUGUACGGAGAGUUGUCGUAACGGGAUAUGACACUGGGCUUCCUCGUGAUGUUGUCAAGAGCGCUCUGAGAAAACAUUUCGCUUCAUGUGGAGAGAUCACUGAUGUUUAUAUUCCAAAAAACUAUACAAAGGAUAAUACACUUUCGAAAUGUGGUUAUAUAAUUUUUCUGGGAGAAGGCGCAGUAGAUAAGGCCUUGCAACUCAAGGGAAGUGACGUUGGUGGAUGGAAUGUCUCUGUUACUCCGUUUCCGUGUCUGAAACAUGCAAACGAGUAAGCUGAUAUCUACUCUUGCCGAGUAGGAAACUCUCUUGUAGGAGAAAGACAAAGCUCUUUGGUGUUUUCUGUCGUCUGGAUAUGAUACAAUGCAACCUUUCUCUAUAAUUUCUUAUGCUUUCUCUCUGGAUGUUAAAAACUGUAACUGUUUUCGACAUUUUUUUUCAAUUCCCAUUACAAAUCCAAAAUCACAC
Messenger RNA from Camelina sativa (false flax), 593 nucleotides. Its product is annotated as nucleolin 2-like. The record is from RefSeq and is a predicted model, not a curated record. Gene Ontology annotation, molecular function: RNA binding. NCBI's taxonomy places the organism in Eukaryota, Viridiplantae, Streptophyta, Magnoliopsida, Brassicales, Brassicaceae.